UGAGAUCUUCACUGCCGCGUACAUAUGCCAUGCUUCAGGACAUCGCAUAGUUAAGAUGAUAAGAUACUGUGGCCUAUCGCUCAGCCUCUUACCUUACAUUUUAACAAGCGAAAGUGCUUCGCAACUUCGAAAGAUACGGGGAACCUUGGCAGAUGUGCAUACCCCUGAUAUGGACUCAUCUUCUGUAUCGCGGCUCCAGUAUGUGGAGUCGCUCAGCGCUUUCAUCCCUUUAUCUACUGCUAGUUCCAAGACGCUCAUGUUCUCAUUCUUAUAACCGCCUUUCUCAAUCCCUUCAUGCAGUCCUUGGAGUACAGAAAGAAGGGCACUCUGGAUGGUAGCUCUGGGAAGAACGGAGCCCUCCAUGUCUCCGUCGUCUCUGAAAAAGCGGAUACAGGCGCUCUCCUG
This is a messenger RNA of Laetiporus sulphureus 93-53, 405 nucleotides long. RefSeq lists its product as uncharacterized. Lineage: Eukaryota; Fungi; Basidiomycota; Agaricomycetes; Polyporales; Laetiporaceae. The transcript is spliced from 2 exons. The record is from RefSeq and is a predicted model, not a curated record. Bases 56 to 274 code for a protein of 72 amino acids.